Messenger RNA from Megalops cyprinoides (Indo-Pacific tarpon), 1402 nucleotides. RefSeq names its product gap junction Cx32.2 protein-like. The transcript is spliced from 2 exons. Gene Ontology annotation, cellular component: connexin complex. The coding region runs from base 111 to 986 and encodes 291 amino acids. The record is from RefSeq and is a predicted model, not a curated record. Gene Ontology annotation, biological process: cell communication. NCBI's taxonomy places the organism in Eukaryota, Metazoa, Chordata, Actinopteri, Elopiformes, Megalopidae.
AAAAACUCAAGGUUCAGCUCGCGAUAGCCAUAACUUAGCCACAGAGGUGGUGACUAGCAUAAAGAAGAGCUGGUUGGUUCUAAAGAAGAGGGUAAGGAAUCAGAGAAGCCAUGGGAGACUGGUCGUUUUUAUCCAAAUUUCUGGACAAGGUGCAGUCACACUCCACGGUCAUCGGAAAGAUCUGGAUGAGCGUCCUCUUCAUCUUCAGGAUCUUGGUGCUGGGGACUGGAGCGGAGAGCGUGUGGGGGGACGAGCAGUCGGGGUUUGUCUGCAACACCCAGCAACCCGGUUGCGAGAACGUGUGCUAUGACUAUACCUUCCCCAUCUCGCACAUCCGCUUCUGGGUCUUGCAGAUCAUCUUCGUGUCCACGCCGACUCUGAUGUACCUCGGGCACGCCGUGCACGUUAUCCACCAGGAGAAGAAACUGAGGCAGCACUUGCAGAACCAGGAGGCGCGGAGCGGGAAGUGCCCCAAAUACACUGACGACAGAGGGAAGAUCAAGAUCAAGGGGAAUCUGCUGGCCAGCUACCUGGCGCAGCUCUUCUUCAAGAUUAUAUUUGAGCUGGCGUUCAUCGUGGGCCAGUACUACCUGUACGGCUUCAUCAUGGUGCCGAUGUUCCCCUGUUCCCGCAAACCGUGCCCGUUCACGGUAGAGUGCUACAUGUCCCGGCCCACAGAAAAGACCAUCUUCAUCAUCUUCAUGCUGGUGGUGGCGUGCGUGUCCCUGGUGCUGAACGUGGCCGAGGUGUUCUAUUUGCUCUGCACUCGAGUGAGGUGCGGGCCUAAAAGAAGGCGUCAGAUCACCUCGGCACAGAAUCCUGCCAGGCUCACGUCCCCACCGUGGAUGCCUGGCCUGGCUGGUGAGGACCCUCUGAAGCAGAAUACUGUGAACAUGCAGUUUGAAAGUGGACAGAGCCCGUCUCCGAGUCUCGGGGGAAGCUCAGAUGGGGCCAAGGAGGAGAAGCCCCUACUGGGCGAACGUUAAACAGAGUGGUUUGCUUAAUCUUUCUCUGCAUUUCCUGUGAAACUGAGAUGAUUACACCCACAUUACAUGGUGUGGAAUGUACUGUUGUGAUGUCACUUUGUUUUGAAACAUUGAACAUUACAGUAACACAUCUGAACAAAUUUUGUUAGAAAGAAAUAUUAUUUUCAUUUGUUACAUGGAAUUACAACCAAGGUACGAAAAACUCAAACUUUUAAAGUUCAGCUGAGGAACAAUAUCACAAUUGACAAGUCAAGGUAACAGGAUGUAUAAGGAAACAUGAUUUGCAUAUCAAUGCAAUCUGUUUUGUGAAGACUCUUUCCACAUAUACAAUUUCCUGUAUGGCUGUUUAGAAUUUUGGGAAAGUAUAAUAAUAUAAUACAAAUAUAGGUAGGCAUUUUAAAAGAAAAAUUCCUGAG